Messenger RNA from Durusdinium trenchii, 1962 nucleotides. Lineage: Eukaryota; Dinophyceae; Suessiales; Symbiodiniaceae. The record is from the annotation of a GenBank genome assembly.
AUGCCGCCAGCCCCUGUAGUCUCUCAUCGACACCGAAGCAAGUCAGCUCCCAGAGGUGUGAGCCCAGAUUCCAAAGCCCUAAGGAAGGCAGCUGAGACCAAAUCCAACGCUACCAAGAAAGUCUUGAAGGAUGACAUUGAAGCAGAGAACCCUCGACCUAAGAGCAAGGUAAAGGCUAUGAAUGCAAAAGAAGCUGAUGAGAUCUUUGAAUCUUUGAAGGACAUGGGGGGUUCCGGUGUUUGUAGCGUUAUCCUGGACGAGAAGGCCAACGAUGAUCAAGGUUCUGGAAACGAAGAUGAUGAGGGUUCAUCGAGCGAUGAUGGUUCCGACGAAGAGAAGCAGAGUGAGGAUGAAGAGAAAGAUGAAGAGAAAGAUGAAGAGAAAGAUGAAGAGAAAGAUGAAGAAAAAGAUGAAGGUUCUUCUGAUCAAGAGUCAGAGGCGGCGGACUCUGACAAGGAGGAAUCCAAAGCAUCUUCGUCAGAGAAUGAGUCUGAGGACGAGGAGGCAUCCAGCGAGCCCCAAGAAGAGGAGGAAGAAGCGGAGGGAUCUGAAGAGGGAUCAGAAGAGGAAGAAGAAGAAGAUGAUGAGGAGGAGGAGGCUAAGAAGGAAGAUGAUGGUAAGAAGAAGCGGGGUUCUGACGACAAGGACGCCAAGAAGGGUUCUAAGAAGAAGGAUGAAGAGAAGAACAAAGGUGAAGAGAAGAAGAAAGGUGAAGAGAAGAAGAAAGGUGAAGAGAAGAAGAAGGAUGAAGAGAAGAAGAAAGGUGAAGCGAAGAAGAACGGUGAAGAGAAGAAGAAAGGUGAAGAGAAUAAGAAAGGUGAAGCGAAGAAGAAAGGUGAAGAGAAGAAGAAAGGUGAAGAGAAGAAGAAAGGUGAAGAGAAGAAGAAAGGAAAGAAGGAAGAGAUGAAGACAGGGAUCUUGAAACCUACGAAGAGUACGGGGGGGAAGGGUGCCAAGGAUGACAGUGAUCCCAGCGAGAGUGAACACAGUGAAGACAAGAAGACAAGCAAAGGAAAGAAUUCAAAAGACAAGGUGAAGGACCGCAGCAAAUCAAAGAAGAAUUCAAAGGAAGAAGAGCCAACGAAGCCUAAGGGCAGCGAGGCAGACAAGGGAAAGAAGCGCAAGAAGGAGGAAACAACGGAGGAGGAGAAGGAUGAGAAACCUUUAGAGAAGGCUGAGGAACAUUUGGUCAAUUCCACCAGUCACCGCAAGGAAUGGCAGCAGUUCAAAAGGUGGAUGAGCAACAAGAAGAGGUGCCCAGCCAAGAUUGACACCCGGCAGACCUUGUUCAAAGACUUCAUAGAUUGCGGCAAAGACUUUGCCAAAGUGGAGGCUCGUUUUGAGCAGCGUCUGAAUGAGACGCAGCGAUCAUCUGUGAAGUAUGGCUUCAGAUCAGAAGAGACGGUGCCAGACCCGGAGCUCCCAGGCGGCGAUGAUGUGUUGCACUUUGUCAUGGUGGAGAUGAACAUAGAGGACAUCAAGGAGCUGCAGAGGAUUACGCAGCUUGAGAUGGAGGGAACUUUGGACUCCGACGGGUUGAAAGCAUUCGUGGAGGUCAAGGCGGAAAGCCCCUUGGAGAAAGCGCAGGUCCUGGUGAACAAGGUUCUCAAGGACCACAAUGCCUGCACGCAGUUUGGCGAGAAUUGGUUUUUGGGCUGGGACUAUGCGUUUAAACUCCAGCCUCUCAAGCUCUCUGGCGACCUCAUUCAGCAGCUUCGUGCCUGCUCCUGCAAGCUCAAAGGUGAGGCUGAGGCACUCCAGGUUCUGAUCCAGAAGAAGCGCAAUAAAAACAAGGACUACGCUGCAACCAUCAAGCAGGUGGACUCCAUCACAAAGGUGGCUAAGGGCAGGAUUGAACUCGCCAAGGCUUUGAUCAGGGCAUCAGAGAAAAAGCCCAAGGGAAAGGCUCAAACGCAGCCUGAGAAGGGUGGUGCACCUGCAGCUGAAGCUGCAGCUGCCUAG